CGUUAUAGGAAUAUAGUACAUUUUACUGCUUUGUAUUUCCUAAAUACAUUCUAAAUCAUUCUAAACAAAUACAGUGUAAUCAGUUGUUACCAUGGAGACUGGGAAUGUCCCCCAGGAUUGUCCCUCUUUGUCCAAGCUGUCCUCUGGAUGUCCAACCAGCCAGAGGUGUCUUCUUUUUUCUCUUUUCAACGUUAAAGGAUUGUUUUUUCUUGUUUGAGGGAUAUUUAGUUUUUAAUUUAUUUUUGUAAUGCAGCCAUUUUAGACCCUUUGUGCCAUAAACGAGACAUAAAUCCGGACCCGCGUCGCCCCCUGUAGGACGUGAUGAAGCGCUGCAUCUACUGUUCUAACUGACAUGCUUCUACAUUUAGGAACUCACUUCUCAUGCACAGUUUGUGUCAAUCGUGGUUUUCGUAUAUAUUUUAAACAAAUAUUACACAGAAAAAAACUCUGGUCACUCCAAAUAGAAGACGCGUACUAAAUGUUCCUUGUACAGAAAAUACCAGCAAUCCUUCUGGUAGUGAGAUGACUUCCUGAGAUCCUUAUCGUGUAAAAGUGUUGCAGAACCCUGAUGAUGUACUAAGCAGGAGCGACUUCUCGCUAUGAGCAAACAUAUAUAUGCAUAUGAGGUGCAAACAUCUCAAGUUGGUUCUAACGAUGUGACCAUCAGAUGAUUUUACAGGUGAAAUUACAAGUGGUUCUACUUGUUUAAUCACAUAAAUACAUCUCCAAAUGCAUAAUAAACUAAUAACUGCAGUAAAACACAUUUAUACAACAUAAGUUGCAAGUUUUUUGGUCCUAACUAUUGUUAGAAAGUGAAUUGUACAGCAUCUAGAGGGACACGAAGGUAAUUCUGGGAGAACAAGUGCAGUGGUUCCCAACCUCAUUCGGAAUCCAUCACAUGAUGCGUCAAGUAGUACUUCACCGCCCGUCAUGUUCCAAAUGUGCUUCUUUGAUCUUAUCCUGAGCUAAAUGUUAUUAAAUGUUGAUCAUAAACAUAUAGAAAUAUAUUUCUAUAAAUUAUUAUAGACUCUGUCACCUGGAUCUUAUGUUCCCUUGUUCAUGUUCCCUGGGUACCAUGUCGCUAUGUUUUCAUUGCUCUAUGUUCCUUGGGUACUAUGUUCUUUUGUCCUAUGUCCCCUCGCUACUAUGUUCACUGGGUCCUAUGUUCCCUGGGUACUAUGUUCACUGGGUCCUAUGUUCCAUGCGUACUAUGUUCACUGGGUCUUAUGUUUCCUCUGUACUAUGUUCUCUGGGUACUAUGUUCCCUGGGCAAUAUGUUGUACUAUGUUUGUCCUACGUUCCCUCUGUACUAUGUUCCCUGGGUACUAUGUUGUACUAUGUUUGUCCUACGUUCCCUGAGAGUAGCUAUGUUCCCUGGGUACUAUCUUCCCUCUGUACUAUGUUCCCUGGGUCCUAUGUUGUACUAUGUUGGUCCUACUUUCCCUUUGUACUAUGUUCCCUGGGUCCUAUGUUGUACUAUGUUGGUCCUACUUUCCCUCUGUACUAUGUUCCCUGGGUCCUAUGUUGUACUAUGUUGGUCCUACUUUCCCUCUGUACUAUGUUCACUGGGUCCUAUGUUGUACUAUGUUGGUCCUACUUUCCCUCUGUACUAUGUUCCCUGGGUCCUAUGUUGUACUAUGUUGGUCCUACUUUCCCUCUGUACUAUGUUCCCUGGGUCCUAUGUUGUACUAUGUUGGUCCUACUUUCCCUCUGUACUAUGUUCACUGGGUCCUAUGUUAUACUAUGUUGGUCCUACGUUCCCUCUAUACUAUGUUCACUGGGUACUAUGUUCCCUCUGUACUAUGUUCACUGGGUCCUAUGUUGUACUAUGUUGGUCCUACGUUCCCUCUGUACUAUGUUCACUGGGUACUAUGUUCCCUCUGUACUAUGUUCCCUGGGUACUAUGUUCCCUCUGUACUAUGUUCCGAUGGUCCUAUGUUUUCAUUGUUCUAUUUUCAUGGGUACUAUGUUCCCAAUGUCGUGUGUUCCUUGGGAUAUGUUUCAAGGGUCCUAUGUUACUUGGGCCCUAUGGUCCCAUAAUCCCAUGUUCCCAAUGUCCAAUGUUCCCACUGUGUUCCCAGAAUCCUACGUUCCUAGUUCCUUGUGUUCACAAAGUCCUAUGCUCCCAUAGGUCGAUGUUUCUGUGCAUGUUCACAAUCUCCUGUGUUUCCAAAAGGUUUCCUGGACGUUCUCAUUGUCCUGCAGCUGCCUAAACUGGAACCGUGACAUUUCAAACGGUCUGGUUUCCUUUCCGGCGCGUACCUGACGUUCAGGUUCGCUCUCCAGUCUUUCCGUACCCCUGAACGCCUGGUUGGGAACCACUGCACUCUUCUGUAAUCUGAAUGCAGCAUUCUGAGCCAAUCUGGACUCAAACUGUAAAUUCCUCCCUGUGCGCGGUGUGUGCGCGGCCGUCGUGUCGUGCGUUGUGCGUCUGUGAGGACCGUGCACACUCUGUACUCCACGCCACGCAUUUCUCUCUUUGGAUUAUCGUUAUGCUGAAGGAGCACCGUGUAUUAUAUUAAUACUAAUGUGUGACUACUUGUGUGGUAAUAUUUAUAACAGAGGAUCUGUUGUUAAAAUUAAAUCAAAGUACUGCGUUUGUGCUUUUAUUACAGACACAAAUUAGUAGCGUAAUCAGUGUUUAUCUGCAGAGCAUUUACAUGAGAGGAUAAACCCACAGAUGAAUGCUUAACCAUGUUAGAAUAUUCAUGUUUACAUAUGUAACGGUACAUCUCAAAUAAAACAUUUGAUUUGAAACUUUA
Molecule: messenger RNA, 2762 nt
Organism: Gasterosteus aculeatus aculeatus (three-spined stickleback)
Lineage: Eukaryota; Metazoa; Chordata; Actinopteri; Perciformes; Gasterosteidae
Source: RefSeq, a predicted model, not a curated record